Molecule: messenger RNA, 2154 nt
Organism: Maudiozyma barnettii
Lineage: Eukaryota; Fungi; Ascomycota; Saccharomycetes; Saccharomycetales; Saccharomycetaceae
Gene: APL2
Product: Apl2p
Exons: 1
Coding region: 1-2154 (717 amino acids)
Biological process (GO): vesicle-mediated transport; intracellular protein transport
Cellular component (GO): membrane coat
Molecular function (GO): clathrin binding
Source: RefSeq, a predicted model, not a curated record
AUGGCUCCAUUGGACAAGAAGAUUAAGAAGUUCUUGAAGAACUCAAUUAGGAUUGCUCCUAAGAUUUCCGAUAAGGGUGAAUUAGCAGAGUUGAGGACAGGUUUGGUAUCACAAUAUCCUCAGACCCGUAAAGAUGCCAUAAAACAAACGAUUAAACAAAUGACUCUUGGGAAGGAUGUCUCUACGCUAUUCCCUGACGUAUUAAAGAACAUUGCAACAAAUGAUAUAGAACAAAAGAAACUAGUGUAUCUUUAUGUAAUGAACUACGCCGAGAUCCAUCCGGAACUUUGUAUAUUAGUAGUGAAUACCUUUGUUACGGAUGCACAGGAUCCAAAUCCAUUGAUUCGUUGCAUGGCUAUUAGAACUAUGUCCAUGAUUCGUGUCGAUAAAAUUUUAGAAUACAUCGAAACACCUUUACGUAAAACACUGCAAGAUGAUAAUCCAUAUGUUAGAAAGACAGCUGUGAUAUGUGUUGCGAAACUAUUCCAAUUAAAUAAAGACUUAUGCAUAGAGCUUGGUGUUCUGGAAGAUUUAUCUAACGCUUUGGGUGACACAAAUCCAAUGGUGAUAGCCAAUGCAAUUGCCUCCUUAACGGAGAUAUACAAUCUAGACGAAUCAGUUGUGCCAUUACCAACAUUAAUUCAAUCACAUUUUGACCAAUUUUUGAAUGCAUUAAAUGAAUGUACAGAAUGGGCUAGAAUCACUAUAUUAACUGCAUUAUCAGAAUACCGUGCUGUGGACUCAUUAGAGGCUCAGAAUAUUAUAGAUAGAGUGACUGCUCAUUUACAACAUGUUAAUCCAGCCGUUGUCCUAGCUACUAUCAAAGUCAUAAUAAAAAAUCUUGGUAUUAUCGAUGGUGGUCAAAAUAGUGAUCUCAUUAUGAAGAAGAUUUCAUCGGCACUAGUUUCUCUAAUGUCGACUCCACCAGAAUUGCAAUACGUCGCCUUGAAAAAUAUAAGGAUUAUUCUCGAGAAAUAUCCUGAGAUCCUAACCAAAGAAUUGAGAAUUUUCUACAUUAAAUUCAACGAUCCUCUUUAUGUAAAAUUAGAGAAGGUAGAAAUUUUAAUCAGGCUGGUAGAUCCAUCAAAUUUAAAGCAAUGCACUUUACUAUUAAACGAGCUGAAGGAAUAUUCUAUGGAACUUGAACCAGAAUUUGUCUCUCGUUGUAUUCUGGGCCUUUCUCAGUUAGGUAUUAAAUAUUCAGAUGAAAGAUUUAUACAGAAGGUUCUAGAUAUAUUAGUAGAAUUACUUGAAUCAGGCCAGGACUCAAUCAAAGAUGAUUGCUGUAUCGCUUUGUGCAACUUAUUAAGACAUUGUCCAACCAAUGCUUCAAUGAGUAAAAAUGUAUGUUCUCUAUUAAAUGCAUGGACUUCACCUGUAACAUUAUUACAACAAGACUCAGCAAAAUGUAAUUACAUAUGGUUGAUGGGUGAAUACCCCCAGCAUUUUUCGACAUUGAAUGACAAGAUUGAUGAGUUUGUUGAAAAUUUUAGUGCAGAAAGUACUCUAACACAAAUUUUGCUAUUAAUAACAGUGGUCAAAUUACACAACACAUUAAAGGGUAGCGUACUUCAAACUGUACUUGAAUGUGCCACACAUGAAACAUCUGAAGUAGAUGUCAGGGAUAUGGCUAUGAUCUAUUGGAGAUGUUUAUCGAUUGACGAUUCUUCAGCUCUAGUAUCACAACUAUGCAACCUACAUGCCCCUGUGAUCAAUAGUACUAUUGACACAUUUUCACCAGAGGUUCUAGAAAAAUUGUUAAGUCAAUUAGGUACGAUAAGUUCGAUAUAUUUUAAACCAAUGGAUGAUUCUAUGCGUAAACAAUUACAACAUCAAAACAUAAUCAAGGGUAAACAUUUUGAUGAACUGCAAAGUCUUGCCAAAAAUGAAUUAGAGAGUAAGAAUAACGACGAUAUUUUAUUAGAUUUUGAUUCUGAAUCUGUAAAUCAGAACACCUCCGGUCAAAACCAAAAUAACAACUUACUGAGCGAUCUGGAUGAUCUUUUCGACUUUGGUGCAACAUCUUCAUCAAAUAACAACCAAAGGUCUGAGACGGCGACUGAAGAUAUGAAUAAAUUGUCCUUGAAUAAUACUGACAGUUCGAAAUUAAACGCAACUAGCUUGAACACUGAUGAUUUAUUGAAUCUCUUUUAA